AUGAAGUGUGGAAACCCUGCAGUUGAGGGAGAAUCUCCAUCUAGUCAACUUACAGGGAGUCACGAUAAUCAGAUGAUGACUUCUUCGCUCCCUGCCUCUCAGGCAGCGACAGGUGCUCCCACACUGUCUCGUCUGCUGGAAGCUGGCCCCGCCCAAUUUCCCUCUCAGCUGAGCUCAUUGGCCACUGCAGACUCCGCCCUCAGCGCUGCCACCUCUGCAGUGGACACCGCUGCCCCGCUCGGCACAGGAGGUGAUGGAGCCCCCAUGGCUUCAGUGGAUAAUAAGGAGGCAGUUUUAGGGGAAGAGGACCUGGUGACUGUGUCCUAUAUGGCAGAGGAGCUGGACUUAGAGACAGUUGGGGACAUCAUAGCCAUUAUUGAAGAGAAGGGUGACGAGAAUGCCGAGGCACUGGAUGCUGCAGCGGUGGAAGCCGCUCUGUCUCUGUGUGAGGACACGGGUCACAAUCUGUCAGGUACCUGGGAGCCCGACCCCUUCAGACCCAGUGGCCCCGAGCCCUCCAGCACUUCAGAGGACUUAGAUCCACAUUCCCUGCAUCUGUUAGAGGGGAAGCGAGAGGGUCUUGACAUGUGUGGAUCCAGCAGUGGGUGUGCACAGGAGUACAUGACACCCUCCACCACUGUCCCCUCUGUUCCUCAAGACCCCACUCCAACAGCAGGAGCCCAUUCAGACCCAGAUGCAGAGCACACUGACGAGGCCCAGAAUGGGUGGCCAGAAUCCCUGCAUGCUGUGAUCAAAAGCGAGACUGAUGAAUGGACACGGUCUCAAUCAGAUACACGGUCAGAAGAUGACCCUGUGAUAAAACAGCACUCAAAGAAAGUGAAAGAGGAGGAGGAGGCCGUGAGUGAUGCGGAGGAGGGCAGUGUGUCGGAGAUGAAAGCUGGAUUAGAAGGGGAUGGAGUCGAGGAUUGUGGGGGAGAAGAGGAUGGAGACGGAGUUUAUCUCUCAGAGCCAGAGGGGGAAACAGAGUUGGAUCCUCCGGCCAGCGAGAGCGAGGACGGCUACAGCAUGCACACGGCAUCCUCUUCUGUACAGCUCCACACAACUGCAGACUCCAUUCCCAGCAGCCCUGCCUCCUCACAGUUGUAUGUGCCAAAACUACACAUAAUUGAUGGGGGCACCAGGGGACGACGCUGCGCUAUAGAAGCAGACUUGAAGAUGAAGAAAUGA
Messenger RNA from Sinocyclocheilus grahami, 1188 nucleotides. Its product is annotated as bromodomain-containing protein 8-like. The transcript has 8 exons. Lineage: Eukaryota; Metazoa; Chordata; Actinopteri; Cypriniformes; Cyprinidae. Bases 1 to 1188 code for a protein of 395 amino acids. The record is from RefSeq and is a predicted model, not a curated record. Gene Ontology annotation, cellular component: NuA4 histone acetyltransferase complex.